GACGGGAAUUCGGUCCCUGAGGGACGGUGCCCUCCGAAAAUGUUCAUAUGUGACCGCCCUAUCAUCAAACUUCAAAGCUUUCAAGAGGACUUUUAGGCUGAACUCGUGGGCCAUGGUGAAGAAAUUGACAGCAAUAGAAGGCAGCACUGACGUGAUCAAUGGUGUGUCUGCAGACCACUUCAGAAGAGGUGCCAGCGUGGAAGCCACUGACAGCGCUCAUUGGUGAAACUUCAUGAGAACUUUCAAUCAAUUGUGCCACCUCAUGUCGCGUCAAAUUUCAGGUCAACGCGCGUUCUAGCUGGUCCUGAACUGGAAAAUACAGGGCUAAAGGGCCACAUCAUGAAGCUGAUCAAUCAAGUGCAACUCUCUGCAGCAGAGUUGCAGGUGUGCCCAAAGUUCACGGAGUUGAUAGAGCAGCUGGAGAAGGUCUGCUUCUCUGAAAGCAGCCCCCUCGUAGUCAAGGAUGCUGCAGAGAAUGUGGCGCAGGCCCGCUUGGACAUGGUGAAGGAGAGAGAAAAGUACUACAUAGCUAAGGCAAUCCACAGCGAAGCGACUGCUCUGCUGGAAGACUAUCAAGAGGCCAAGGCGCUUGCUGUAGACAGGGAUGCAGACUUGAGGGAAGCGGUUGAGCAAGCUGGGCUUUGGUCAGAUCCUGAAGUGUAUGAGACGUUGGCCCGCCGCCUCAGCGCCGCAGAAGCCGCUCAGCGCUUGCGGCUGCCUGAAGGGGCGUCUCUUAAGCCAGAUGAGGCCCAAGAAGAGUCGAACGGCAUACCGAAGGGGGUUAUGACUGGCGACGACGAACAUUCUGCGCAUCACAUGCUGGGAGUGCGGCCUGAGGAGCUGCUGAGGAGUCAGCUCGACGAGGGGCCGUUCAGCCAAGAUUCCGCUACCUUCCAGGCGAUGGUGAUACCCGAGAUCGAGGCCCGUCUUCGAGCGAAGGUCGAGCGCCUCGAGUCGGCUUUUGCGGCAGGGUCCAGCGGCACCGCACAAUCGACAAGGAGCUCGAGUCUUCCAGACAGGGUCGCUGCCGCUGUGGCGAAGCUUUCCGCUGACAAGGCGGCGGAGCUCGACGAGUACUACGCUGCUGAUCGACGCUUCACCGAGUACUACAACGUUUUGGAGCAGAUGUUGGGCGUACUCCUGCGGAUGGCAAAGGAAUACAAGCUCGACCACCAGCACCGAUACGACCUCCUUCGCACCGAGUGGCUCUGCCGGCGAUGCCAGACGAUGCACUCCAAGCUCCGGGUAAUGGAGUUCAUGCUGCUGAGGGAUACAUACAAUGGGGAGACGGUUCCUGCACUGCACAUCGUCAGGAACCACCUUCUGAGAGCCAUGGAAGAUGCGACCGCCGCUCACACGACCGCAGUCACGCGGUUGCGGGAGUUCCAAGGCUUCGACGAACGCUUCGACGAGAUUGCCACCGAGUACAGAGAAUUGACGGCGAGGUUACAAGAGGUCGAGUGGACCCUUGCGGAGGUUGAAAGGGACUUAGAGGCGGUGGACUACGCUUGAGAAAGCUAGCAGCUCCGAAUAGUGCGAGUCAGAGUCAGUGUUCGGCCGGUCCUAGGAAACCUUGUACCACAGGGGAUAUUGAAGAACUGAUCACCCCUGUAAAAGGAAUGAGAACGGGGGUAUGAUUGAGCCACGGUGAAUCUAUAAGCAUCGACCUUGCUGUCCGGCCGUCGAAGAAAGCUCGAUCAUGUGCUAGCACCCCCCCUACAUGUUGUGCAAUGGGGCGCAAGUACUGCGGCGGG
This is a messenger RNA of Klebsormidium nitens, 1754 nucleotides long. The record is from the annotation of a GenBank genome assembly. NCBI's taxonomy places the organism in Eukaryota, Viridiplantae, Streptophyta, Klebsormidiophyceae, Klebsormidiales, Klebsormidiaceae.